Molecule: messenger RNA, 1952 nt
Organism: Suncus etruscus (white-toothed pygmy shrew)
Lineage: Eukaryota; Metazoa; Chordata; Mammalia; Eulipotyphla; Soricidae
Gene: PCTP
Product: phosphatidylcholine transfer protein
Exons: 6
Coding region: 40-702 (220 amino acids)
Molecular function (GO): phosphatidylcholine binding; phosphatidylcholine intramembrane carrier activity
Source: RefSeq, a predicted model, not a curated record
GCCACCUCUGCAGCUGGGAGAGACCGAGGCUGAGCCAGGAUGGACGGGCCACACGUUGGCGCCUUCUCGGAGGAGCAGUUCCGGGCGGCCUGCGAAGAGCUGAAGCAGCCAGCGUUGACUGAGUCCGACUGGCAGCUGAUGGUGGAGACUUUGGGCAUCAGCAUCUUCCGACGGCUGGACAAGCAAUCUGGACUCUAUGAAUACAAAGUCUUAGGUGUUAUGGAGGACUGCCCACCUUCUCUACUGGUAGAUGUCUUCAUGGACUUAGAAUACCGAAAACAGUGGGACUCAUAUGUUAAAGAACUCUAUGGAAAAGAAUGUGAUGGAAAGACUGUGAUCUACUGGGAAGUGAAGUACCCCUUUCCCAUGUCCAACAGAGAUUAUGUCUAUAUCCGGCAGAAGCAAGAAAUGAAUUUAGAUGGGAACAAGAUCUAUGUGAUUCUGGCACAGAGCACAUCUGCAUCACAAUUUCCUGAGAAAUCAAGUGUGAUCCGAGUGCAGAGAUACAAGCAGAGCCUGGUGAUCCAAAGUGAUGGCAAGAAGGGAAGCAAAGUUUUCAUGCAUUACUUCGAUAACCCGGGUGGCCAAAUUCCGUCCUGGCUCAUUAACUGGGCAGCCAAGAGUGGAGUUCCUAACUUCUUGAAGGACUUGGAGAAAGCCUGUCAGAACUACCACAAAAGAGCUUCUAAGCAAGGAAAUUGAGAGCCAUAUAUUCAUGGAACGACAUCCUAAAAGGACCAUCCCUUCCUCUCCUCAUGUGAAGAAGCCUGUAUCCACCUCAGCACUUCAUCCCAUCCUAGUGUUUGCAGCUAAGCCCAGCUCACCUGCCUGGUUCCUGUCCCAUUCUCUGACCCCAGGACUGACUGCCUUAUUGAAUUUGGGUCAGAUCAGGGAAAUCUUUGCAUAUUUAUGUUUUAAAAGGCAAGUCUUGAACAGAGAAUACAAUCAUUCCAUUGUGCCAUUUCAGGGAUGGUUGGGUUGAGAAAUAAUAAGACAGACCCUAGCCAUCCAGCUCCUUCCCAGAAUGGGAUUUCUUAUGGUGUAGGAGAGGCCAUCAGAAGUGAUAUGGCAUUUUGAGUAGACAUUGAUUGUACACCAAGAUGUGAAGACUAGUGCAGGGGUACCCUUGCAUGUGCUUUUGGUGACUUGAUUUGAUUAAGAUUUAAGGUGUCCAUCCAUUGUGUCUCCCCCACCUCCUAUCUCCUAUCUGUGUCUCCCCAAACUCUGAUAUACAACAACUUUAAAAAAAAUAGCAAGCCUGGUUGAGAACAUAAUGUGGUAAUUGGUUCUCUGCAUGCAUGUCUAAGAUUUUCAUUCCCUUUUCCAUAUGGCACUGGAGAAAAGCUAUCCAUGCCUCACUAGCCAGGCAUUUUACUUGAAGUGGAGGCACCAUCUAGAUGACUGUGACACUCAGUGGUGUUGACAGUGCUACAUGUGGGGUUUAAUGAUAAAGUAUAUCUGUAUGCAGGAAGGCACAGUUCUCUUCAGACUGUUUGGACUGUCCCCUGUACUCAGGAAUUAUAUCUAAGUUGCCUACCUCUCCUACCACAAAAGGGUUCCCAGCAUUCUUUGCUUUUUUCCAAAACAGUGGUGAGGCAAUCUAUUCUGUGGCCAAAUGAAAAGCCUUGGUAAUCUCAGGGAAAAAAAAUAACCACUGUAGAUGAUAGUACCAAACUCUGAUUAAUAAUCUUAGAAAUUCAGGUUGUAAAGUCAAAAGUAAGCUACUUAAAAAUACAUAUAUUAAUUUAGGUGAUGUUUACAAUGUUAUUGUUUAUGGUCUUAUUUAGCCAUUGCACUCAACCACCACCAAAGUGCCCAGGACCCUCCACUAAUGUCCUUAGAUUAAUUCUAACCCACCUCUUCUUCCCACUCUCUCUCUGCUUGGUGAUAUUAGUUUUGUAAUUGAAAACUAGAGGUUUUUCAUCAUUCAAUAUGAUCUAUUCCUUUGUUUU